Aedes aegypti (yellow fever mosquito) is the source of this 2678-nucleotide messenger RNA. It is a transcript of the gene GlyRS, whose product is annotated as glycine--tRNA ligase. Gene Ontology annotation, molecular function: ATP binding; glycine-tRNA ligase activity. The transcript is spliced from 4 exons. Gene Ontology annotation, biological process: mitochondrial glycyl-tRNA aminoacylation. The record is from RefSeq and is a predicted model, not a curated record. NCBI's taxonomy places the organism in Eukaryota, Metazoa, Arthropoda, Insecta, Diptera, Culicidae. The coding region runs from base 190 to 2466 and encodes 758 amino acids. Gene Ontology annotation, cellular component: mitochondrion; cytoplasm.
CUGCAGCGCUAGCGCAGUCGUCCGUCUUUCUCCCCUCUCGAGGUUCAGUAAAAGUUGGUGCGUGUGCUCAGGAAGUCGCGGUUAGGAAAAGUGAAUGUGCUGACGUGAAAAGUUCAGUCUCCAGAAGGACACAGUUCCAGUGCCCGAACAUCACUGUUAGUUCUCUUGUCUCGAAUCGAGGCGCCUUAAAUGCACCAAUCAUUUCUAAUUUCACUUGGUAGAAUAGUACUUUACCGGACCGGUGUCAAGCUAAAGCCAUCAUCGUUCUUCCGCAGCCCUGCCGGAUUAGCAGCUGUCGGUGGUAGAGAAAAAUUUCAUCAUCCUUGGCAGCGAGAUUUCAGCCAACAAGCCCGGAAACCGUUUGUCUGGGGUUCCAACAAGAAGCAUCGAGAUUUUAAACUGAAAGCGCAGAUUCUGGAAAGUAUGGCUUCCGAUCCGAAGAUUGAGGAGGUUCUGGCUCCGUUACGGCUGGCGGUGAAAGAGCAGGGGGAUUUGGUCCGCAAACUGAAAGCUGAUGGAGCUCCGGAGAUUGAUGUGAAGAAGGCCGUGAACGAGCUCAAGGCGCGGAAAAAGGUUUUGGAAGACAAGGAACUGAGCUUGGCCCCAUCCGUGGCGACCUUCGAUAGGGCGCGAAUGGAAGAUCUUUUGAAGAGGCGAUUCUUCUACGAUCAAAGUUUUGCCAUUUAUGGAGGAAUCACCGGUCAGUAUGACUUUGGACCGAUGGGUUGUGCGUUGAAGUCCAACAUGAUCAACACUUGGAGGCAGUUCUUCGUGCUGGAGGAACAGAUGCUGGAGGUGGAUUGUUCAAUUCUGACGCCCGAACCGGUGCUGAAGGCCUCGGGACACGUCGACCGGUUUGCGGAUCUGAUGGUCAAAGACGUGAAGAACGGUGAAUGUUUCCGUCUGGAUCACUUGAUUAAGAAUCAUUUGGAAAAACUGGCCGCGGCCAAGGAUGCAACGCAAGCUUUGAAAGACGAAUGUACUGAUAUUGUGAUUAAGCUGGACGGAAUGACCAAGGAUGAAAUGGCCGCAAUUGUACAGAAGUUCAACAUGAAGAGUCCCAUCACGGGCAAUGACUUGACUGAACCAAUCGAGUUCAAUCUGAUGUUUGGAACUCAGAUUGGACCAACAGGCUUGGUGAAAGGAUUCCUUCGGCCUGAGACAGCCCAAGGUAUUUUCGUGAACUUCAAGCGUUUACUGGAGUUCAAUCAGGGAAAGUUACCGUUCGCUGCAGCUCAAAUUGGUAAUUCAUUCCGUAACGAAAUUUCUCCACGAUCGGGACUGAUCCGAGUGCGUGAGUUCACUAUGUGUGAAAUUGAACAUUUCUGUGACCCUCAGCUGAAGGAUCACCCGAAGUUUGAGAACGUCAAAGAUAUCGUUAUGACGCUGUACUCGGCUUGCAAUCAAAUGGACGGAAAGAGCGCUCAGCAGAUCACGAUAGGGGAAGCCGUCAGUUCCGGAUUAGUCGCAAACGAAACGCUUGGCUACUUCAUGGCUCGAAUUCAGCAGUUUAUGCUGAAAAUUGGAAUCCUUCCAGACCGACUUCGUUUCCGUCAGCACAUGGGUAACGAAAUGGCCCAUUAUGCUUGUGAUUGUUGGGACGCCGAAUGCCUGACCAGUUACGGUUGGAUUGAAUGCGUUGGUUGUGCGGAUCGAUCUGCUUACGAUCUCACGCAGCAUACGAAUGCUACCGGCGUAAAAUUGGUAGCAGAGAAGAAGCUCCCUGCUCCAAAGACCAUCGAAGUUACCGAAGUGGUUCCGAACAAAGCAGCUUUAGGCAAGGUUUUCAAAAAAGAGGCCAAGAAUAUAACCGAAUUGCUAGCCAAACUGAGCCUUUCCGAUGUUGAAGCGAUUGGCAAAAACCUUGCCGACAAGGGAGAACAUGUAUUAGAUGUCAAUGGAUCCGAUGUAUCGCUAAAUAGCGACAUGAUUGCCGUGAAGACGACAUCCAAGACUAUCCACGUGGAGGAAAUCACGCCCAGCGUAAUUGAGCCAUCGUUCGGAGUGGGCCGCAUCAUGUACUCUUUGCUGGAGCACAGCUUCCAGAUGCGCGAAGGCGACGAACAACGCGGUUACUUCUCACUACCUCCAAUCGUGGCGCCACUGAAGUGCUCGGUUUUGCCUUUGAGCAAUAAUGCGGAGUUUGCACCCUUCGUUAAGAAGAUAUCUUCCGCUUUGACCAGCGUGGACAUUUCACACAAGGUGGACGACUCAAGCGGAUCCAUCGGUCGCCGCUAUGCCCGUACGGACGAAAUUGCCAUCCCGUAUGGCAUUACGAUCGAUUUCGACACGUUGAAAGAACCGCACAGCGUGACGCUGCGUGAACGUGACUCGAUGAAGCAAGUUCGAAUUGGGGUCGACGAGGUUUCUCAAGUAGUUCGUGAUUUGGCUCGAAGCCGGUUGACCUGGUCCGAUGUGGAGGCCAAGUAUCCCAAGUUUGAGCAACAGGAAGCAAGCACCAAGUAGGAAAUGAUGCCGAACGGACGAUCAUGCAUUUAUGUGGCCCAGAACGAAGAGGUGAAACAACAUGAUGACCCCAAACGAACCGAUUGAGGAGCGGAUUAAAUGAUUAGCAUGAACAUACCUAAUAUCUUUAAAGCUGAGACAAAAGAUAUACAGAAUACAGUUAAGCCCGUACACGUACUUGCUGAUAAAAUAAAGUUUUGCAUUUGCUUAAA